AUGUUAAGUAACUUUCCCAAAAUUGAACUUCUUUCUAUCGAUGGUGAUUCUCUUGAGGAUGUUAUCGAAGAAAAUAUGCCAAAGUGGCUUCCAUAUCUGGUUAAGAGUUUAAAGUGUUUGAACUUGCAAGAUAUGCAACUCCUGUCAACUUCAUGGUGUUCUAUGUUAGCUUCGGAACUCGCCAAAUGUGGAAAUUCUGUGGAUAGAACUUUGGGGGAGGAAACUGUGGAGAUGACAGUUUUUGGAGGAUCAAGACUGGAAAUUCUUUUUAUAAACCUUCUACUUGCUCAUUCCCCUUCUCUUAAGAUGUUUAAAAUCACAUCACGUGGAGCUUGGGAUGUUGACAUUGGUAAGGAUGUUAUGCAGUUCCCUGGAGCCUCACCAAAAGCAGAAAUCAUCUACUUGAAUCCCACAUCCUAA
Messenger RNA from Lactuca virosa, 420 nucleotides. NCBI's taxonomy places the organism in Eukaryota, Viridiplantae, Streptophyta, Magnoliopsida, Asterales, Asteraceae. The record is from the annotation of a GenBank genome assembly.